AUGCUGGUCACCCAGUGUGAGUGGGCAGGGCAGGCCGGGUAUAAAAGCCGCGGGUGUGCAGAAGGCAGAAUAAGAAGAGGCAACACUUCGGUAGCAAUAGCCAGAGACUCCGCUUGCGUACCUUACCUCGCUAGGUCGCCCCGGCAACCAGCAGCCGGCCAAUCAGCGCUUGAGGAGCCAUGUCUGGUGAGUGCAGGAGAGGGCGGGACCGGCCUCCCUUCGCAAAGCCUCAAAAAAGCACUGAUCGUCCUGGCUCACUCAGAGAAGACAUCCUUCAACUAUGCCAUGAAGGAGGCAGCUGUAGAGAUCUUGAAGAGGAAAGGAUGGGAAGUUGCUGAGUCGGACCUCUAUGCCAUGAAGUUCAACCCAGUCAUUUCCAAAAACGACAUCACAGGUAAACUGAAGGACCCAGAGAACUUUCAGUAUCCUGCUGAAUCUGUUCUAGCUUAUAAGGAAGGCCGUCUGAGCCCAGAGGUUGUAGCUGAACAAAAGAAGCUGCAAGCUGCAGACCUUGUGAUAUUUCAGUUCCCGCUGCAGUGGUUUGGAGUCCCUGCCAUUCUGAAAGGCUGGUUUGAUCGAGUGUUCAUAGGGGAAUUUGCUUACACAUAUGCUGCCAUGUAUGACAAGGGACCUUUCCAGCAUAAGAAGACACUGCUUUCUAUUACUACUGGUGGCAGCAGCUCCAUGUACUCUCUGCAGGGUAUCCACGGGGACAUGAAUAUCAUUCUCUGGCCAAUUCAGAGUGGCAUUCUGCAUUUCUGUGGCUUCCAAGUCUUGGCACCUCAGCUGACAUACAGCAUUGGGCAUACUCCAGCAGACGCCCGGAUCCAGAUCCUGGAAGGAUGGAAGAAACGACUGGAGAGUAUCUGGGAUGAGACACCACUGUAUUUCGCUCCAAGCAGCCUCUUUGACCUAAACUUCCAGGCAGGUUUUUUAAUGAAAAAAGAGGUACAGGAGGAGCAGAAAAACAAGAAAUUUGGCCUUUCUGUGGGUCAUCAUUUGGGCAAGUCCAUCCCAACAGACAACCAGAUCAAAGCCGCUGGAAAAUGA
Molecule: messenger RNA, 1050 nt
Organism: Chrysochloris asiatica (Cape golden mole)
Lineage: Eukaryota; Metazoa; Chordata; Mammalia; Afrosoricida; Chrysochloridae
Gene: NQO1
Product: NAD(P)H dehydrogenase, quinone 1
Exons: 6
Coding region: 1-1050 (349 amino acids)
Cellular component (GO): cytosol
Molecular function (GO): NAD(P)H dehydrogenase (quinone) activity
Source: RefSeq, a predicted model, not a curated record